AUGAUUCAUGCCAAAGGGGGUUUUGAAAUCCGAAACUUCAUGUCCAAUUCGAAGGAGAUAAUGGAACGAAUAGGAUCGAACUCUGCACAAACGUACCGUCAAUUGACGGUGGAGAAAACUGACAUCACGCAAACGGUGCUAGGGAUGAAGUGGAUUCCUAGUAGUGACGACUUCACAUUUAUCUUUGAAAUGAACAGCUGCUGGGGAAACGUUCUCGAGGACACGUACACACCGACUAAACGAGAAGUUCUUCGAGUAAUCAUGAGUUUUUUUGAUCCACUGGGAUUGGCUGCAUUUUUUUUAGUGCACGGAAAAAUACUGAUGCAGGAUAUUUGGGCUCCUGGCAUCAGUUGGGAUGACCACAUCAGCGAAAAGCACUUUGGUAGAUGGAGAGAUUGGGUUAAUCUAUUCCCAAAGUUGAACAACCUUCGAAUUCCUAGAUGCUAUUCGUAUUCUUCCCUGCAAAUCCAUAUCUUUGUGGAUGCCAGUGAAUCGGCAUACGCUAGUGUCGCCUACUUUCGGGUAAUAAGUACAAAUGGACCAUUAGCAUCAUUAGUAGCGGCUAAAUCAAAGGUUGCUCCACUUAAAAUGCAAACAAUUCCAAGACUCGAACUGCAGGCAGCUGUCCUGGGAACUAGGCUGCUGAGCAACAUAUGUUCUAUGCAUUCCCUUCCCAUUACACAGCGUUUCUUAUGGACGGAUUCGAAAACAGUUCUCUCGUGGAUAUAUUCGAACCAACGCAAAUACCCUCCGUACGUGGGCUUUAGAGUAAGUGAAAUUCUGUCUACUACUAAUACAACAGAGUGGCGAUGGCUUCCGAGUAAAUUGAACGUGGCGGACGAUGCGACCAAAUGGGGAACUGGUCCCAAAAUCGACGUAGAAAGCCGCUGGUUUCGUGGUCCUGAUAUUUUUCUACAAUCUGAUGCAUUGUGGCCCUCAGUUCCUGAUCUUCCAGUUUCCACAGUUGAAGACUCGCAUGUGUGUCUUUUGCAUCAUUCACCUGGCGCUAAUCUCAUCGACAGCAAUAGGUUCAGCAAAUGGGAACGGCUUCUUCGAACACAAGCAUUUGUAAAUCGGUUUAUUUCCAACACGCGAACGGAGCCACGAGAAAGUGGCGGGUUUACACAACAAGAAUUUGCAAAGGCAGAACGAUGCCUGUGGUUACAGGCGCAAGCCGUUGUUUUCAUCAACGAACUAGAUAUACUCAACAAAACACGCGGAGUACCGCAGGAUCGUCAUGCCAGUGUUACUAAAUCAAGUUCGAUCUACAAAUCUUGGCCAUUUAUGGACGAACAAGGAGUUAUUCGAAAGCGUGGCCGCAUUAGCUCUGUUAGUUGGAUACCUUAUGAGGCAAAAUACCCUACAAUACUUCCUCGUCAAAACCGUAUAACCUUCCUCCUCGCAGAUUGGUUUCAUUGUCGCUUUAACCAUGCCAACCGCGAAACAAUAGUGAACGAGAUGAGACAGCGUUUUGAAAUACCGAAACUGAGAUCACUGAUUGCGGAGGUGAUUCGAUCGUGUGUAUGGUGCAAAGUCUUUAAGGCCAGACCAACCGUUCCGCCCAUGGCCCCACUGCCGAAGGUUCGUCUAACUCCAUUCAUUCGCCCCUUUACAUUUGUCGGCUUAGACUACUUCGGUCCAGUCCUAGUGAAAUUGGGCCGCAGCAAUGUCAAGCGUUGGAUUGGACUCUUCACAUGUCUCACGAUUCGGGUUGUUCAUAUGGAAGUCAUACAUAGCUUGUCUACGGAGUCUUGUGUUAUGGCUGUUAGACGUUUCGUAUCGCGAAGAGGAGCGCCGGCAGAAAUCUUUAGCGAUAACGGAACAGACUUCCAAGGAGCAAACAAACAACUACGCAAGGAAAUGAAAGAGCGCAACACUACUAUGGCAUCGAUUUUCACAAAUGCAAAUACGCGUUGGAACUUCAAUCCUCCCGCUGCGCCUCAUAUGGGUGGGGUUUGGGAACGGAUGGUUCGAUCAGUGAAAGUAGCAAUCAAGGCUUUUCUGGAAUCAUCUCGCAAACCGGAUGAAGAAACCUUGGAAACCGUUGUACUGGAGGCAGAGGCAAUGAUUAAUUCGAGACCACUGACGUACAUUCCACUUGAGUCAGCGGAUCAGGAAUCGUUAACGCCCAAUCACUUUCUGCUAGGCAGUUCCAAUGGGGUGAAACAGCAGCCGGUGCUGCCUAUAAAUGGACGAACAACCUUAAGAAGUAGCUGGAAACUUGCACAACAUCUCGCCGAUGAAUUUUGGAGAAGAUGGAUAAAAGAGUAUAUUCCGGUGAUUUCAAGGCGAUCCAAGUGGUUCGAUGAAAUCAAGGAGAUAGCUGAAGGAGAUUUAGUAUUGGUGGUGGACGGAACAGUGCGGAAUCAGUGGUUGCGAGGAAAAGUGGAGAAAGUCGUUCAGGGUUCGGACGGCCACGUGCGUCAAGCAUGGAUAAAAACAAUGAACGGAACCGUAAGACGACCUGCAGUAAAACUGGCGUUACUCGACGUCUUGGAACCUGGUGAACCUGACAUAGGCAACUACAGUGGUUCACGGGAGGGGGAUGUGACAGCGAGUACCCCCAGGUCUAAUCACAACUAUAUAUCUAUCGUCUAUGACGGCGCCAAUAAACCACUGUCAGAAUAA
Molecule: messenger RNA, 2628 nt
Organism: Topomyia yanbarensis
Lineage: Eukaryota; Metazoa; Arthropoda; Insecta; Diptera; Culicidae
Exons: 1
Coding region: 1-2628 (875 amino acids)
Biological process (GO): DNA integration
Molecular function (GO): nucleic acid binding
Source: RefSeq, a predicted model, not a curated record